CCGGCUACUAAGGACGAAUUGACCGACAUUAUAAGUGAAACCACGUAAUAGUCGGAACGCUGCCCAAUAUUUGUGCACCGAUGAAUUGUCGAAUAUUCAAAAUGCCUGCAUUUAAACGUUUCAGCUCACCAUUUGCAAUGAACGAGAAGACAUAUUCCAGGAUAGUAUUAUAUUCAACUUUGAUUUUAAUAUCCGUCUUAUUGUGUCUUAUAAUGCUCGGAAGACCAUCAUUUUCAUUCGUAAACACCAAAGAGAGGUUUAAUUGUUCAAAUGGGGUGUCGAUCAAAACGUCCAAUGUUUGUGAUGGUCGUAAGGAUUGUUCAGAUGGUUCAGACGAGACCGUAGCAUUGUGUGCUCGAAACGAAUAUGGAAAAACGGAUUGCGGUAGAGUAUAUAUAAACCAAGAAACAAUCGUCAAUGGUCAAAAAGCAAAUGUCGGAACGGCGCCAUGGCAUGCGGAAAUAUAUAGAUUCGUUAAAAACGUUUCCAAUUAUGAAUUCCUUUGUGGCGGAUCAAUUAUUUCUUCAAAUUUAGUCGUUUCGGGUGCUCGUAGUUUUUGGAAUUAUGAUAUGUCGUCUAAUAUAAUAUCGAACAUCGACGGUCUGUACAAAAUUGCGGUUGGGAAAUAUGAUGGAAACGUUUCAAUUAUUGACAAUAACUUUACUCAAAUAAUGGAUGUGGACAGUAUUUACCUGAGAGAAACUUUUAGUGGAUCUAGCCGUGGGGUAUUUGCUUAUGAUAUAGCUAUUGUUGUGUUGAAAACCCGAAUUUCUUUUAGUUAUUAUGUUGCACCUGUGUGUAUUGACUGGAACGGAAAAUACAAUGUAGUCAACGGAGAUUAUGGAAAGAUUGUUGGUUUGGGAUAUAAGAAUAACGAAAGCUCCAGUCCUGUUUUAAGAGAAUUAUCUUUACCAUACGUCGACCGUAGUACUUGCCAGAAUAUAUUGCACACAAACGGAUUUGAUAAAUAUGUGACUGUUGAUAAGUUUUGUGCCGGUUCUGCAUUGGUUGCAGGAGAAGGAGCAGGUGUAGGGUAUGCUGCUGCAGGGUUAAGCUUUUUCCACGAUGAUUCUUAUUAUAUAACCGGAAUAACGAGUCUAAAGGAAUCAGAUUCAAAUAAUUCAAUCACAAUUUUUACAGAAGUUCAGUACCACACACAAUGGCUUCGUGGACUGUAUAUACACAGUUUCAGCUCACCAUUUACAAUGAACGAGAAGACAUAUUCCAGGAUAGUAUUAUACUCAACUUUGAUUUCAAUAUCCGUCUUUUUCUGUCUUUUAAUGUUCGGAAGACCACCAUCUUCAUUCGUGAACAUCAAAGAGAAUUUAAUUUGUUCAAAUGGAGUGUCGAUCAAAACGUCCAAGAUUUUUGAUGGUUGUAAAAAUUGUUCAGAUGGUUCAGACGAGACCGUAGCAUUGUGUGCUCAAAACGAAUAUGGAAAAAUUUUUACCACGGAUUGCGGUAGAGUAUAUAUAAACCAAGAAACAAUCGUCAAUGGUCAAAAAGCAAAUGUCGGAACGGCGCCAUGGCAUGCUGGAAUAUAUAGAUUCGUUAAAAACGAUUCCAAUUAUGAAUUCCUUUGUGGCGGAUCAAUUAUUUCUUCAAAUUUAGUCGUUUCGGGUGCUCGUAGUUUUUGGCAUAAUGAUAUGUCGUCUAAUAUAAUAUCGAACAUCGACGGUCUGUACAAAAUUGCGGUUGGGAAAUAUGAUGUAAACGUUUCAAUUAUUGACAAUAACUUUACUCAAAUAAUGGAUGUGGACAGUAUUUACCUGAAAGAAACUUUUAGUGGAUCUAGCCGUGGGGUAUUUGCUUAUGAUAUAGCUAUUGUUGUGUUGAAAACCCGAAUUUCUUUUAGUUAUUAUGUUGCACCUGUGUGUAUUGACUGGAACGGAAAAUACAAUGUAGUCAACGGAGAUUAUGGAAAGAUUGUUGGUUUGGGAUAUAAGAAUAACGAAAGCUCCAGUCCGGUUUUAAGAGAAUUAUCUUUACCAUACGUCGACCGUAGUACUUGCCAGAAUAUAUUGCACACAAACGGAUUUGAUAAAUAUGUGACUGUUGAUAAGUUUUGUGCCGGAUCUGCAUUGGUUGCAGGAGAAGGAGCAGGUGUAGGGUAUGCUGCUGCAGGGUUAAGCUUUUUCCACGAUGAUUCUUAUUAUAUAACCGGAAUAACGAGUCUAAAAGAAUCAGAUUCAAAUAAUUCAAUCACAAUCUUUACAGAAGUUCAGUACCACACACAAUGGCUUCGUGGACUGUAUGACAAAUAUAAAUAAUUAAAUUAGAUUAUGGUAACGUUAUUAAAAUAAUGUAUUCCAAUAUUCUAAUGUAAAUCCGUAUUUGUAUAAAUAGGUUUUUACUUAUGUGUAACAACUUUUAACAGUUCAUAAUAUAAAAAUUGUUCAUUUAAAUAAAUCGUAAUACAUAUUAUGUCAUAGUUAUUAGUAAUUAUUAGAACAUUAGUAUUGUAUUAUAUAUAUUAUGUCCCUCAUUGACACAUAUUGAAUUCAAACAGUUUAUUAUACCAAUUUUGCAUUGUAGAUUAAUUGUUUUAUGAUUAAAAUUACUAGGAACGUA
Molecule: messenger RNA, 2571 nt
Organism: Metopolophium dirhodum (rose-grain aphid)
Lineage: Eukaryota; Metazoa; Arthropoda; Insecta; Hemiptera; Aphididae
Exons: 18
Coding region: 81-2270 (729 amino acids)
Biological process (GO): proteolysis
Molecular function (GO): protein binding; serine-type endopeptidase activity
Source: RefSeq, a predicted model, not a curated record